CCAAUUAUGAACUGCGCAGGUCCAAUCUCUCAAGUUUCGCGAAGGCGAGCUUCCUCUUUUGGAUGCGUGAUCGAGAGUGUGUCGGGAGUCAAAUUUAGACUCUGAGCUGUUCGACUUCACCACAGGGGAGGGGGUGAGCUUCGUUUCCGUUUCACGUUUUUAAGUUGCGAUAUGGACGUCGUUCGAACAGCGCGUGAGGAAUACUGCCUUAGAACCUUUAUUCACGCCAUGACAUGGGCAGGUGGAACGUCACGUUGAACGAGGACUGUUGAGAUGUGUUACUUCCAGUGCUUUGUCGUCAUGGAAGAUGAUCAAAAAGUUGUUUCAUAUGAAAGCCUGCCUGAAACUAUUCUUUUAAAAAUUUUUAUGAAGCUCUCGCUACCUGAUCGCCUUCGAGCAGCCCUGUCCUGUCGUCAGUGGUGCAACAUUUUCACUUCUCCAGCUGCGUGGACCACUUUCCACUUUCGCUUCUAUGGCCGCAAAGACACGAGGUUUCUUCAAUGCAUUGUAUCAUAUGGUUCUUACCUGCGCCAUGUUGUCAUUGAACUGAACCAGUUCCAAAAUGUCAAUCGUGUAAAUGCAGUGCAAGCACUUCUGCUGCUUGCCAAUUGCUCUUCUACAAGGUUAUCAAACCUCAGCAUCAUUUGCACUGGUGAGAAUCCUCUGUUUUAUGCAGGAAAAGAAUUUGUAUCAGCCUUGGAAACUCUUUUCAAGAGGUCUAACAGUCAUUUGGUUCAAGUGGAUCUCAGCAAGUUUCCAAUGAUGAUUGAUUCACAUACCAUUGAUGUGCUGUCCCAGCACAACCCCCAGCUAGAAAGUCUGAACAUUCAGAAUGACAACCUAGUUUGCUUGGUGCAACCAGAAAGCAUCCUCAGACUUGCUCAGCGCUGCCGGCGACUUCGUGAGCUGUGUUUACACAAGUGCAGCCUUUCCCGAGAUGUGCUUCUGUGCUUCCUUGAAGAAAAGCGUGUUGCUCUCGAGCACCUCUCCCUGCAGUGCCGCAGUGAGGAGAUUAUUGCCAGCCACCCACAGGAUGAAAAGACACAACUGAGCUCGGAGCUGUGGUCUUGUGUUGUUGGCCGCUUGCCCAAGCUGCGUGUUACCCUGCAUUUUGACCAGACUUGCCCUCUUGUGGUCAUUCCUUUGGUUAUGAAGCCAGAGGUACCUUGCGCUGUACUGAGGCUGGAGACUUUCACAAUAAUACAUGACAUGGUGUUACAGGCUGCAUACAACUACUCAGAAACACUUGAAAAACUUAUCUUGCAAGCGCCACCUAGUGCUGAACUGGAAAGUGCCUUGCUGGAACUCUCGCGUAGGUGUUCUAGGCUAAGGGCACUGCAUGUCUUUUGCCCAUUGAGCAUGCACACGAUAGAUAACAUCCUGCGAGAGCACCCACACAUGAAAGCUAGUGGACUUUACACACUGAGAUCAGAAAGAGGCACUGAUGGGCCAUGGGCAACAGAUGAAAAAGUGAAUGCAUAGUGCACCUGGACAAAAA
Molecule: messenger RNA, 1498 nt
Organism: Rhipicephalus sanguineus (brown dog tick)
Lineage: Eukaryota; Metazoa; Arthropoda; Arachnida; Ixodida; Ixodidae
Product: F-box/LRR-repeat protein 8
Exons: 2
Coding region: 274-1482 (402 amino acids)
Molecular function (GO): protein binding
Source: RefSeq, a predicted model, not a curated record